Molecule: messenger RNA, 2001 nt
Organism: Amaranthus tricolor (Joseph's coat)
Lineage: Eukaryota; Viridiplantae; Streptophyta; Magnoliopsida; Caryophyllales; Amaranthaceae
Product: serine carboxypeptidase-like 42
Exons: 10
Coding region: 249-1643 (464 amino acids)
Biological process (GO): proteolysis
Molecular function (GO): serine-type carboxypeptidase activity
Source: RefSeq, a predicted model, not a curated record
AUACUUAACCCACUAAUCUUCAUUCCAAAAGUAGAUGGGGCUAUUUGGCCAAUACAAAGGAGUAUAUUCAAUAAAUUCCCAAUGAAAAUGAUAUUACUACUAAACUUUUUAUCUUUUCACUUGUACUCUAGCAUUUAUUUAUUCAAGGACUCUUAAGCAGUACUACUAUAUAAAAGGUCUCACAUUUAACAUUUUCCUUCACAACUGCAAAUUGGGUUUUACCCUUAAGAACUACACAUCCUCUAAAAAUGGCUACUUUAUGGUGGUUGUUGGUUGUUUUAAUGGUGGGUAUUAAAGCAAAUGGGUAUCCAAUGGAGGACUUAGUGAUAAAUCUACCAGGCCAACCAAAAGUAGGGUUCAAACAAUUUGCUGGGUAUAUUGAUGUGGAUGUUAAGGCUGGAAGAAGCUUGUUCUAUUACUUUGUUGAAGCAGAAAAUGACCCUCAUCAUAAACCCCUUACUCUCUGGCUUAAUGGAGGGCCUGGUUGCUCUUCCAUGGGUGGUGGUGCAUUUACAGAAUUGGGCCCUUUUUUCCCAAGAGGUGAUGGUAGAGGCCUAAGGAGGAAUUCCAUGUCUUGGAAUAAAGCUUCAAAUCUCUUGUUUGUUGAGUCACCUGCCGGAGUGGGAUGGUCGUAUUCAAACACAUCAUCUGAUUAUAAUACUGGAGAUGCUGCCUCAGCUAAGGAUAUGCUCACAUUUCUUGUAAAUUGGAUGAAGAAGUUUCCCGAAUUCAAAUCAAGAGAUUUGUUUCUCACCGGGGAGAGCUAUGCAGGGCAUUACAUACCACAACUAGCUGUUGCCGUGUUGGACUAUAAUGCUCACUCAAGAGCGUCCAAGCUCAGCUUGAAAGGAGUUGCCAUUGGUAAUCCAUUACUCAAACUCGAUAGGGAUGUUCCCGCAACGUACGAGUACUUCUGGUCCCAUGGAAUGAUAUCAGAUGAAAUUGGCCUUACCAUCAUGAAUCAAUGUAAUUUUGAGGACUAUACUUUUCCAAGUCCUCAUAACGAAUCCGAUUCUUGCAACAACGCAAUAUCACAAGCAAACAACAUUGUUGGUGAUUAUAUUAACAACUACGAUGUUAUUCUUGAUGUUUGUUAUCCAUCUAUUGUGGAGCAAGAACUGCGGCUUAAAAAGAUGGCUACUAAAAUGAGCAUGGGAGUCGAUGUUUGUAUGACUUACGAAAGGAGAUUCUACUUCAAUCUUCCCGAAGUACAGAAAGCACUUCAUGCUAAUCGAACUAACCUGCCUUAUCCAUGGUCUAUGUGCAGCGGAAAUCUGAAUUACAGUGAUACUGAUGGUAGUUUAGAUAUGCUUCCUCUCCUCAAAAGGAUACUUUUGCAUCAUAUUCCUAUCUGGGUGUUUAGCGGAGACCAAGAUUCUGUCGUGCCGUUGCUUGGCUCACGCACCCUUGUUCGUGAGCUUGCACACGACCUUAAAUUCAAGGCCACUGUCCCUUAUGGAGCAUGGUUUCACAAAGGACAGGUAGGAGGAUGGGCAACAGAAUACGGAGGCUUACUGACGUUUGCGACUGUAAGGGGAGCUGCACACAUGGUACCUUACGCGCAGCCAUCAAGGGCGUUGCAUUUGUUUAGUUCAUUUGUUCGAGGCAAAAGACUGCCGAGUACAACUAAAUUAUCCGACUAACUAUAUUCAAGAGGGCUAGUAAAGUGAUAUAGAAUAUAACGUAGGAUAAUCGAAUAUUCAACAGUUUCAACUGCAAGAAAGUGAGCAUAGAUUUAUGUUAUUCGAGUGUGUUGGAAUCUGGCUCGAAGGAGUCAGAUUCUUGUGUGAUUUGAGAAUUUGCAAGUACUUAAAGUUUGAUAUUUUCAUGGGAAAUAAAAAUGUUCAACUGUUUUUGUGUGAAGUAAGAAAAUCCAUCAUAUCAGAGCAUGAUCCAUAUGCAGGAAAAAAUACAUUUUUAAUCGUUUUAGCUUAUUUUAUAUAUUACGGUUAAUGUAUAAGAAAAAAUAUAGUCAAGUGAAAUUUUAUUCGGAUCGUCUAA